Messenger RNA from Catharus ustulatus (Swainson's thrush), 870 nucleotides. Its product is annotated as UDP-glucuronosyltransferase 1A1-like. The record is from RefSeq and is a predicted model, not a curated record. The coding region runs from base 1 to 870 and encodes 289 amino acids. Gene Ontology annotation, molecular function: UDP-glycosyltransferase activity. The transcript is spliced from 2 exons. Lineage: Eukaryota; Metazoa; Chordata; Aves; Passeriformes; Turdidae.
AUGGCCCCAGGGCUCAGUGCUUCUCCAGCAGUUGUGGUCCUGCUCCUGUCCCUCCUGGGCCUGGCUACUGCUGGGAAGCUCCUGGUGGUGCCAGUGGACGGGAGCCACUGGCUCAGCAUGCGGGAGGUGGUGGAAAUGCUCCAGCAGAAGGGACAUGAGGUGGUCGUGGUGGCACCUGAAGUGACUUGGUACAUCAAGCCAUCAAAGAACUUUGUGAUGAAAAGGGUCUCGGGCCCCUACACACAGGAAGAGUUCGAGAAUGAUUUCAAGAUGUUUGUAGAUACUUUUUUUGAAGAAGCACCUUUUUAUGAAAGAUUUCUUAAAAUGUAUGAAAUUAUGAAACAAUUCGGUAAUAAGUCAGUUCUUUGGUGUGAACAGCUCCUGCAAAACAAAGACCUCAUCAGGUACCUUGAGGAGAGCAAGUUUGAUGCCCUUCUUACUGACCCUGUAGUACCCUGUGGGGCAAUCCUGGCAGAGCAUCUUUCACUUCCUUCUGUGUAUUUCUUACGAGGAAUACCAUGCGGUUUAGAUUUUGAAGCCACUCAAUGUCCCUAUCCUCCUUCCUAUGUGCCCAGGGCAUUUUCUCAACUUACAGACCGCAUGACCUUUCUGCAGCGGGUGAAAAAUCUACUCUUUGACACCCAAAACCUUUUUCUCUGUGAUUUUGCCUUUGACCCAUUCUCAAAACUGGCUUCUGAGUUCCUCCAGAGGGAGGUAACGGUGCAAGACCUCUUACGGAAGGCCUCUGUUUGGCUCCUGAGGUUGGAAUUUGUGCUCGACUACCCAAGACCCUUGAUGCCAAACAUCAUUCCAAUUGGAGGAGUAAACUGUGCACAUAAGGAGCUGCCUGAGAACUUAGAUGUGUCUUAG